Molecule: messenger RNA, 1161 nt
Organism: Impatiens glandulifera
Lineage: Eukaryota; Viridiplantae; Streptophyta; Magnoliopsida; Ericales; Balsaminaceae
Product: probable xyloglucan endotransglucosylase/hydrolase protein 10
Exons: 4
Coding region: 101-979 (292 amino acids)
Biological process (GO): xyloglucan metabolic process; cell wall biogenesis
Cellular component (GO): apoplast; cell wall
Molecular function (GO): xyloglucan:xyloglucosyl transferase activity; hydrolase activity, hydrolyzing O-glycosyl compounds
Source: RefSeq, a predicted model, not a curated record
AUACAACCCACCAUUUGUUCUCUUCACAUUUAUAACAUGCCCACACCAUCUCCUCAAGGGUUUUUAUAACCCCAUUUGCGCGGUUUAGAAAGAAAACAAAAUGUCGUUAUAUUGGCGGUUUGGGGUGUUUCUAAUGCUAUGUAUGAUGCCUCAAAUUUCACUCAGCACAGUUGUGUCAACUGGGGAUUUCAACAAGGACUUUUUUGUUACAUGGUCACCCAACCAUGUCAAUACCUCUUCUGAUGGAAAAGAAAGAACCUUGAUUCUUGAUAAGGAUUCAGGCUCUGGGUUUGCUUCAAAUGAUAUGUUCCUGUUUGGACAGUUUGACAUGAAAAUCAAGCUAGUCCCUGGCCACUCUGCUGGCACUGUCGUCGCAUUUUACCUAACGUCUGAUCAACCAAACCGUGAUGAGAUAGACUUCGAGUUUCUUGGGAAUGUGAGUGGGCAGCCUUACAUUCUUCAGACCAAUGUCUUUGCCGAUGGUUUUGACGACAGAGAAGAAAGAAUCUAUCUCUGGUUUGACCCAACCGAAGAUUUCCACACAUAUUCUGUUCUUUGGAAUGUUUACCAAAUUGUGUUCAUGGUAGAUUGGGUACCAAUCAGGACAUACAGAAACCACGCGGACAAAGGGGUGGCGUUUCCCACGUGGCAGCCAAUGGGGAUGAAAGUCAGUCUAUGGAACGGUGACAGCUGGGCGACACGUGGCGGUAAGGACAAGGUUGACUGGUCAAAAGGUCCGUUUGUGACCUCAUUCAGAGACCAUAAGUUUGAUGCUUGUGUAUGGAAAGGCAAUGCAAGACAGUGUGGGGUACAAAGCCCUGGAAAUUGGUGGAAUAAUGAUAGGUUCAAUUCCUUAACAUGGGCACAAAGAAGGCUAUUCAAAUGGGUGAGGAAAUAUCAUCUUAUUUAUGACUAUUGUCAAGAUAACAAGAGAUUCCUAAACAAAAUGCCCAAGGAAUGCACUCUUCCAAAGUACUGAUCAGAAACCGCCAAUAAAUUUCCAAAUCUAAAUUCAUAUUCGGACGAGGAAUCUGAGAGAAAAUGUGUUUCCAUUUGUCCUGUCGGUUUUGGAUGGUGGGAUGAUUGUUACUUUUCUAGAAGAUGUAUACCUGUUUUUACAAACAUGCUAUAAGAAAAUAUUUCCUUCCUAAUGACUUUCCA